Messenger RNA from Drosophila erecta, 2876 nucleotides. It is a transcript of the gene Ir8a, whose product is annotated as glutamate receptor ionotropic, kainate 3. Gene Ontology annotation, cellular component: plasma membrane; postsynaptic membrane. The record is from RefSeq and is a predicted model, not a curated record. Lineage: Eukaryota; Metazoa; Arthropoda; Insecta; Diptera; Drosophilidae. Gene Ontology annotation, molecular function: glutamate-gated receptor activity; transmitter-gated monoatomic ion channel activity involved in regulation of postsynaptic membrane potential. The transcript has 5 exons. Gene Ontology annotation, biological process: modulation of chemical synaptic transmission; synaptic transmission, glutamatergic; monoatomic ion transport. The coding region runs from base 21 to 2831 and encodes 936 amino acids.
CUCUCUGCAAUCGGUUCGUCAUGGAGCUGCUACUCCUGGCUCUUCUUCUCGCACUUCACUUGGCCGGCUCGGAAGUUCUCAAGAUAACCUUUUGGAUUGAGCCCGUUCAGCGGCCGGAAUUCGAUACUGAUAUAGCGAUGGUUCUCAAGCAGUUGGAUGCACUGCAUCUCGAUGUUAAGGUGGCCGAUACCACCCUGACUCUGACCCGUGCGGAAGAUGGCUUGGACAUGCAAAGGUUUUGCGAAAUCAUGUCCACUGCCGGCACUAGUGCCGUGAUCGACCUCACCUACACCCACUGGGAGGAGGGCUACAACCUUGUCCGCUCCCUGGGCAUUGGCUAUGUGCGUCUGGAGCGGAUCUUGCGACCGUUCCUGAACAUGUUCAGUGACUUUAUGCGCCAGAAGCGGGCCAACAACGUGGCCAUGGUGUUCAUGAAUGCCCGCGAUGCCAGCGAAGCCAUGCAGCAGAUGCUAGUCGGCUAUCCCUUUCGGACACUAAUCCUGGACGCCAGUCAGACUUCUCCUGGCCAGAAUUUUCUCGAGCGCAUCCGAUCGCUGCGUCCGGCGCCAUCUUAUAUAGCACUAUUUGCACGCGCGGCCGCCAUGAACGGUAUUUUUGAAAAGGUUGAAAAGGCUGGACUCUUUCAGCGACCGUUGGAGUGGCACUUUGUGUUUUUGGACACUCGGGAUCGGGUGUUUAAGUACAGGCGCCAGGCGGAACUGUGCACCCGGUUCACAUUGAGUCCUCGUGCAAUCUGCCGAUCGAUGCCCAUGCCGGAUCUUUACUGCGGAACUGGAUUCACGAUGCAACGUGCCAUGCUGCUGAAUGUGCUGCGCAGCCUGAUAAAUGCCGCCCAAGUGAAUGCAGUGUAUCCGAUGGCCAUCUACCAGGACUGCAAUGCCACCGCCACAUCAUCGGAGGUGGGUGAUCCGUUGGAGAAGGACGACUACAACUGGCUAGACAUGGUGCACUGGAGCAACUUUCUCGCGUACGCCACGCCUUGGCCACAGAUGCAGGAGCAAUCCCAAAGCCCAAUGCCGGGUCUCACCUUUGCGGUGAACAUAUCGGCCGGGUACUACAGUUCCGAGCACGAGGCGAAGACGGAUCUGGCCGUCUGGUCGUCGGUGGGCGGAAUGCGGCUGUUGAACGAGACCAUCAGUCCGGCGCGCCGAUUCUUCCGGAUCGGCACCGCCGAGAGCCCUCCUUGGAGCUAUCUGCGUCGGGAGGAGCAAACCGGUGAACUGAUGCGGGAUCGCAGUGGCUCGCCCAUUUGGGAGGGCUACUGCAUAGAUUUCAUCACCAGGCUGUCGGAAAAACUGAAUUUCGAGUAUGAGAUCGUGGCACCGGAAGUGGGACACAUGGGCGAGAUGAACGAGCGGGGCGAGUGGGAUGGGGUGGUGGGUGAUCUGGUCCGAGGCGAAACGGACUUCGCCGUUGCCGCACUGAAGAUGUACUCGGAGCGGGAGGAGGUGAUCGACUUUCUGCCGCCGUACUACGAGCAAACGGGCAUAUCCAUAGCCAUCCGGAAGCCGGUGCGCCGCACGUCGCUGUUCAAAUUCAUGACCGUGCUCCGUGUGGAGGUCUGGCUGAGCAUAGUGGCCGCUUUGGUGGGCACGGCCCUAAUGAUCUGGUUCAUGGAUAAGUACUCGCCGUACAGCUCGCGAAAUAAUCGGCAGGCAUAUCCGUAUGCCUGCCGAGAGUUCAGCCUGCGGGAGAGCUUCUGGUUCGCCCUUACUUCGUUCACGCCACAGGGCGGAGGAGAAGCACCCAAGGCCAUUUCCGGACGAAUGCUGGUGGCCGCCUAUUGGCUGUUCGUCGUGCUCAUGCUGGCCACAUUCACGGCCAAUCUGGCCGCCUUCCUAACCGUGGAGCGCAUGCAGACGCCGGUCCAGUCGCUGGAGCAACUGGCUCGACAGUCCCGGAUAAACUACACCGUGGUGAAGGACUCCGAUACGCAUCAAUACUUCGUGAACAUGAAGUUCGCCGAGGACACACUGUACCGCAUGUGGAAGGAGCUGGCCCUGAACGCGAGCAAGGAUUUCAAGAAGUUCCGCAUUUGGGACUAUCCGAUCAAGGAACAGUAUGGCCAUAUACUGCUGGCCAUCAAUAGCUCUCAGCCGGUGGCGGAUGCCAAGGAGGGAUUCGCCAAUGUGGAUUCACACGAGAAUGCCGAUUAUGCCUUCAUCCACGAUUCGGCGGAGAUCAAGUACGAGAUCACUCGGAACUGUAACCUCACCGAGGUGGGAGAGGUGUUCGCCGAGCAGCCAUAUGCCGUGGCCGUCCAGCAGGGUAGUCAUCUGGGCGACGAGCUCAGCUACGCCAUCCUGGAGCUGCAGAAGGAUCGUUUCUUUGAGGAGCUGAAGGCAAAGUACUGGAAUCAAUCGAAUCUACGUAACUGCCCGCUGUCGGAGGACCAGGAGGGCAUCACCCUGGAGAGUUUGGGCGGCGUCUUCAUAGCCACACUCUUCGGCCUCAUCCUGGCCAUGAUUACCCUCGGCAUGGAGGUGCUCUACUAUAAGAAGAAGCAGAACGCUCCUGAGAUAACCCAGGUGCGUCCGGUGGAUGAGUCGUCGGGGUCCGUAGGCAAUUCCUUAACAGCUCCACCCACUGCAACCAGCACCACAAAGCAGGCAUGGCACAUCCCUGUGCCGGAGGCGGAGGAGAAGCCACCGAAGGUGUCGCCACCGCCCUCCUUCGAAGCUGCCACAUUUAGGGGCAAGAAACUCCCGGCCAGGAUCACCUUGGGCGAUGGCAAGUUUAAGCCGCGCCAAGGACUGUACUCAAGGAGGAACCUCGGUACCUCCGACUCCCAGAGUGGCUACAUGGAGUGAGGAGGCCCACAUGGUCGACCACACAAGCAAAUAUUUUUUCUUUCU